This is a messenger RNA of Suillus discolor, 2454 nucleotides long. Its product is annotated as DEAD-domain-containing protein. The transcript has 7 exons. Gene Ontology annotation, cellular component: nucleus. Gene Ontology annotation, biological process: rRNA processing. The record is from RefSeq and is a predicted model, not a curated record. NCBI's taxonomy places the organism in Eukaryota, Fungi, Basidiomycota, Agaricomycetes, Boletales, Suillaceae. Gene Ontology annotation, molecular function: nucleic acid binding; RNA helicase activity; ATP binding. The coding region runs from base 1 to 2454 and encodes 817 amino acids.
AUGGCAGAUCAAGCAGGACCCUCGAGACUGAAGCAGUCAAAAAAGCCACAGAAGAAUGUGAAGCACGGUUUGCGUCUGGCGAAAGCCAAAAGGCUCUCAGAGAAGCAGCAGAUUGAAGCUUUGGAAGCGGCGGCUCAGGAGCCGCAAGACAGUCUUCAAGCUUUUUCUGAUCUUCCUAUUUCUGAAUUCUCGAAAAAAGGACUCAAAAAGUCGUUUUUCGUUAACAUGACAGAAAUCCAAGCAACCAGUAUACCAGUCUCUUUGAAGGGCAAAGAUGUACUCGCAGCUGCUCGCACUGGUAGCGGAAAAACUCUUGCUUUUCUCAUUCCAACGCUGGAGAUACUUUACAGAAGAAAAUGGGGGCCCCAGGAUGGUCUAGGCGCGGUAAUAAUAUCACCGACGCGUGAAUUGGCUGUACAAAUUUUCGACGUCUUGCGUUCCGUUGGAGCUUUUCACGCAUUCUCCGCAGGGCUCGUGAUAGGCGGAAAAAACCUAAAGGACGAGAGGGACCGCCUCGCUCGAAUGAAUAUUCUGGUCGCUACGCCAGGUCGACUGCUGCAGCACAUGGAUCAGACAUUCGGAUUCGAGUGUGAUAACCUGCAACUUCUCAUUCUGGAUGAAGCGGAUCGCAUACUAGACAUGGGAUUUGCCAAGACAUUAUCCGCAUUACUCUCUCAUCUUCCGAAAUCACGCCAAACUCUACUUUUCUCAGCUACGCAAACCCAGUCCGUCUCACAAUUAGCUCGCUUGAGUCUCAAAGACCCUGUCCCUAUCGGCGUGGAUGGAUCCGGCAGCUCAUCAGCUACUCCUCACUCCCUCACGCAGUACUACUCCGUCUGUACAUUGGACAAGAAGCUUGAUGUCUUAUGGUCAUUCAUCAAAACUCACCUACACUCCAAGGUCCUCGUCUUCUUGUCGACUGGGAAGCAAGUUCGCUUCGUUUUCGAGACUUUUUGCAAGAUGCAUCCUGGAAUGCCGCUACUACAUCUACAUGGGAAACAGAAACAAUCUGCUAGACUAACGAUGUACUCUCGAUUUACAUCUUCUCAACAUGCAGUACUAUUUGCCACUGACAUAGCUGCACGCGGUUUGGACUUUCCUUCGGUCGAUUGGGUUGUGCAGGUCGAUGCUCCAGAGGAUGCUGACACCUACAUCCAUCGAGUGGGAAGAACGGCGCGUUAUGAGAGCUCGGGAAGUGGCUUGCUACUUCUCAUGCCCAGCGAGGAACAGGGUAUGAAAGCCGCACUAGAGAAGAAAAGUAUCAAGAUCGAAAACAUCAAGAUUAGACCUAGCAAAACCCAGAAUAUACAAAACCAACUCCAGAAACUCUCUUUUCAAGAGCCAGAGAUCAAGUAUCUCGGGCAACGUGCUUUCGUAUCCUAUGUCCGUUCUGUCCACCUUUACAAGGAUAAAUCGAUAUUCAAAGUCGACGAGCUUCCUGUGGAGAAAUUUGCCGAGUCUCUUGGGCUGCCAGGCGCGCCAAAGAUCAAGUUUUUAAACAGAGAACUUGUAAAGAAACAGAAGAACUCGUCUCGAACGGUGGCAGCUAUUCAGGCCGAAAUAGAAGCGGAGGCUAAGCAAGGGUCUUCUGAUAACGAAGAUGACUCUGAAGAAGCUUCUGUGUCGUCCGAUGACGAUGCGUUAACUAAUGCUGCUCUUGCCUCAGACUCCGAGGUUAAAGAUGAUUCAAAGCUUUCCACGUCUACUAAAGUAUGUGACAUUGCAUUCAUUUUAUUGCUCCUAACUCGGGUAUUGCAGCCUAGUGUGCGCACGAAAUACGAUCGAAUGUUUGAGCGCAAAAAUCAAAAUAUUCUUUCUGCGCACUAUUCGAAAUUGGUUGAUCAUGGCGACGCGGUUGAUGACGAUGAAGACUUCAUCACGCUCAAGCGCGCAAAUCAUGACCUAUCUGAUACCGACGCAAACCCGGAGAUAGACAACCUGUCGAAGAGAAAGCUCAAGCUGUCCAAGACGAAACGUGCAGUUGUCAAGUAUGGCCAAUUGGGACAUAAGUUGAUAUUCGAUGACGAGGGGAACCCUCACGAACUUUAUGAAAUGGUGGACCCUGCAGAAUUCUACAAAGGGGGUCUGAAAGAGGUGAAGGAAGCUGGCCAGGCCUUUGUGGAAGGGGAGAAGCACAAACUGAAGGGUGCAGAUGUGGUUGAUAAAAUGGAAGCCAAGGAGAAAAAACGCGAAAAGAAACGCAAGCGAAAGGAUCGUGAGAAAGGUGUUGAGCGCGAUGAUGCUCAUGGGGGAGCUAUUGCGGAACUUGCACCCUCUAAUGAGGACGGGUAUAUGUCUCCCGUAUUUGACCUGGCGUCCGAAGAUGAAGUGCAGGACGCGUUGUCGCCACCGCCACUCAAGCGGAGUAAACGCUCAGCUUCAACCAAAACAGAUUCCGAUGGCCUUGAAGAUGAGGAAGAACUUGCACUUCGGCUGCUACGUAACCGCAGAUAG